Messenger RNA from Erinaceus europaeus (western European hedgehog), 1543 nucleotides. RefSeq names its product solute carrier family 35 member A2 (gene SLC35A2). Gene Ontology annotation, biological process: pyrimidine nucleotide-sugar transmembrane transport. The record is from RefSeq and is a predicted model, not a curated record. Gene Ontology annotation, molecular function: UDP-galactose transmembrane transporter activity. The coding region runs from base 60 to 1253 and encodes 397 amino acids. Lineage: Eukaryota; Metazoa; Chordata; Mammalia; Eulipotyphla; Erinaceidae. The transcript is spliced from 5 exons. Gene Ontology annotation, cellular component: Golgi membrane.
AGUGAUGAAUACGGAAGUGGUUUGCUGUUGCCGAGGGGACGGGUCAGGCAGAUGCCAACAUGGCAGCUGUUGGGUCUGGCAGUUCGGCGGGGCCAGGGGCGGUUUCCGCGGGGGCGUUGGAUCCUGGGACGGCGAGUGCGGCUCACCGGCGCCUCAAAUACAUCUCCUUAGCCGUGCUGGUGGUCCAGAAUGCCUCCCUCAUCCUCAGUAUCCGCUACGCCCGUACACUGCCUGGGGACCGCUUCUUUGCCACCACAGCCGUGGUCAUGGCGGAGGUGCUCAAAGGCCUUACCUGCCUGCUGCUGCUCUUUGCACAAAAAAGGGGUAACUUGAAGCACCUGGUCCUCUUCCUCCACGAGGCUGUCCUGGUGCAGUAUGUGGAUACUCUCAAGCUCGCCGUACCCUCGCUCAUCUAUACCUUGCAGAAUAACCUCCAGUAUGUCGCCAUCUCGAACUUGCCAGCCGCCACUUUCCAGGUGACGUACCAGCUGAAGAUCCUGACCACAGCGCUGUUCUCCGUGCUCAUGCUGAAUCGCAGCCUCUCCCGGUUGCAAUGGGCCUCACUCCUGCUGCUCUUCACAGGCGUUGCCAUCGUGCAGGCCCAGCAGACUGGUGGCGGGGGUCCCCGGCCCCUGGAUCAGAACCCCGGGGUGGGCCUGGCAGCUGUGGUGGCCUCCUGCCUGUCUUCAGGCUUCGCAGGUGUCUACUUCGAGAAGAUCCUCAAGGGUAGCUCAGGUUCCGUGUGGCUGCGCAACCUACAGCUGGGCCUCUUUGGCACGGCGCUGGGGCUGGUGGGACUCUGGUGGGCAGAGGGCAGCGCCGUGGCCCGCCGGGGCUUCUUUUUUGGGUACACACCUGCUGUCUGGGGCGUGGUGCUCAACCAGGCCUUUGGUGGGCUCCUAGUCGCUGUGGUCGUCAAGUACGCGGACAACAUCCUCAAGGGCUUCGCCACCUCCCUGUCCAUCGUGCUGUCCACUGUUGCCUCCAUCCGCCUCUUUGGCUUCCACGUGGACCCAUUGUUCGCCCUGGGUGCCGGGCUUGUCAUCGGGGCCGUCUACCUCUACAGCCUCCCUCGAGGUGCAGCCAAAGCCAUAGCUUCCUCUGCUGCUGCCGCCGCAGUGGCGGCCACCACCUCGGGGCCCUGUACUCACCAGCAGCCUCCGGGGCAGCCACCGCCCCCAGCGGCCCAUCGCGGAGACAUCAGCAUGGAGCCCUUUCUGCCAAAGUUGCUCACCAAGGUGAAGGGUUCGUAGCAGCUGGGACUGAAGACGCUGGCCUGGCCUCCUCCCCUCUUGCCCAGGCCCAGCCGGGGCCGAGCUCUCUGAUCAGUAUUAGGGCUGUGUUUGUAUGCAGGGGGAAACAUAGACACUGAAGCCCCCCCCCCGCCCCCAUGCAGGGCUGACCUGGUAAUGAGGGCUCACAGGGGCCCCACCUCAGCCUCCAGCCCCUGCUGCUGCCCCCCCCCCCCGUGCCUGCCACCCCACUCUCUCUUAGGUGAGUUUCUCCCCCUUUUUCAAAUAAAAUCUGUUUUGCAUUUUGCCGG